AAUAUAUUUUCCAAAGAUUUAAACAUUGAAUGAUGACAGAUGAGCGGUGAUUGAAAGGGUAACCGCACAUCCACCACCACCAUGUGAACCUUUCACUUUCUCUCUCUCUUUCACAAUAUCCCUAAAUAUCCCAAUCUCAGACAUAAGGAGAUUCAAAGGAAUCUGAUCCUUCUCUCUCUGUAUUAUUUUUUCUCUCCUAUUUUCCUCUGAUCCAAACAAUGCCUCGCCUUCAAUAUUCUUCUUGAAACCAGAAAAAUUAAGAAAAGAAAAUCAGAAAAUAAAUUAUGAGUAAUUCUUGGUUUGACAAAUGCUUUGAUGGGGUCAACGAUGAUUUCUUUGAUGACGUAAUAAAGUGUUUGGAUUUCCCAUUGGAAGAUGUUGAAGGGACUGAUAGUGGUGGUAGUGAAGAAGAUGUGAAAAUUUUUCAUUUGCCUCUUGAUGACGUGGAAGAGAACAAUGGUGGUGGUGAAGAGUGGGAUUGUAACUUUCAAAACUUAGAGCCGCCGCCUGCUAAUGUUUUGGCCGGCUUGUCUUCGGGCUUUUAUGGCGAUUUUUUCAGUGAUAGUUUGGCCAAAAACCUUAAUGUUUCAUGUGAUGGAUCUUCUCAGCUAAACCAGCUGUCAAGCACUACCAAAGCAUCUUCCGGCAGAAGCAUAACCCUACACAGCGAGUCCACUGAUGUCAAAGGUUCAACCCGUUUCCAGACUUCCAGUCCAGUAUCUGUACUUGAAAGCAGUAGCUCUUACUCAGGUGCAAAUCUGACACCUAUUAACCCUAAACUCGAUUUCCUGGUGAAGCGAGGUCGAAGCAAGCGCAGACGAGCAUCUACCUUUAACCUGCAGUUCACUUUGCCUUUCAUAUCCUCCGCCUCCUCUACGUCCGGAGGAUCUAAUUCUCUGGUUGGUUCUGAAUCAGAAUCAGAGAGCCAUCUUAUGGAGAAAACUGCCAAAAAGAGACAGAAGAAGCAGAAGAACCUGAUAUUGCUUUCAGGUUCCAGUGAGAUCAAGAACUCCCCCUCCCAACAGCCUCUUGUUGUUAGGAAAUGUAUGCACUGUGAAGUUACAAAAACUCCACAAUGGAGAGAAGGGCCGCUGGGACCAAAGACCCUUUGUAAUGCAUGUGGGGUUCGCUACAGGUCUGGCCGCCUCCUUCCAGAGUAUCGUCCUGCUGCAAGUCCUACAUUUGUCCCAUCAUUGCACUCCAACUCUCAUAAGAAGGUGGUAGAGAUGAGAAAAAAAGCCAAGCUGCCAACGACCGUGACACCAUCUGUGUUGUCAAUCCCACCACAAAUAUCAUUUGGAUAGCGACUGCAUUGAUCAUUAUUAGUUCAGAAAGAUUCACAUAGGGAGCUCCAUUGUUCUGUCUUGUAUUUUUGUUUUCUUUUUGUUUUCCUUAUUUCUCAGUGUGUACAUUGAUGGAAUAAGUAGGAACUUAGAUGAUGACAUGUUUGGCAGGAGGACCAGGCAGGAAUAAGCAGAAAAUAUCUCAGUGAAGUGUAGGGGAUGGAGGGUGGAUUUUCAAAUUAGGUUUAGUGAUGCUUAUGCUGUUCAGAGGUUCUUGACAUGUUUGGCAGUAACAGGCUUCAUGCUAUUCAUUUAUUCUUCUUAAAUGCAAUUUUUUUAGAGUCUUGUUCUUUAUCUAUUCUUUUUCAGAACAGUUAUCGGAUUUUGUUUUUCAGUAGGGAAAAUAGUUAGCCAAUUGGGCAAAAA
Molecule: messenger RNA, 1709 nt
Organism: Durio zibethinus
Lineage: Eukaryota; Viridiplantae; Streptophyta; Magnoliopsida; Malvales; Malvaceae
Product: GATA transcription factor 11-like
Biological process (GO): cell differentiation; regulation of DNA-templated transcription
Cellular component (GO): nucleus
Molecular function (GO): sequence-specific DNA binding; zinc ion binding
Source: RefSeq, a predicted model, not a curated record